This is a messenger RNA of Prunus armeniaca (apricot), 168 nucleotides long. NCBI's taxonomy places the organism in Eukaryota, Viridiplantae, Streptophyta, Magnoliopsida, Rosales, Rosaceae. The record is from the annotation of a GenBank genome assembly.
AUGAUUCUUUUGGUACCAACCAGGGCAAAAAUGGUUGGCCAGGAUCCCCAGCCACCUAUCCGACUUGUCUACACAGGUGGUUGGCUAGUUUUCCCUUCUCCGAUUACCUUCGUAUUUAAUGAUAUUCCCAUAUACCCCUUGAUGUACAAUGAUAAACUGAUUGAAUAG